Molecule: messenger RNA, 2471 nt
Organism: Rhinichthys klamathensis goyatoka
Lineage: Eukaryota; Metazoa; Chordata; Actinopteri; Cypriniformes; Leuciscidae
Gene: hoxc12a
Product: homeobox C12a
Exons: 2
Coding region: 300-1124 (274 amino acids)
Biological process (GO): regulation of DNA-templated transcription
Molecular function (GO): DNA-binding transcription factor activity, RNA polymerase II-specific; sequence-specific double-stranded DNA binding
Source: RefSeq, a predicted model, not a curated record
UUUCUAAACAGGAAAGUGAAAGAUGAUCAGUUAAGAACCUUUGAGCUAGGGGAAAAGAAAAAAUGGAUUUUACAUUUUUAAUAAGAUAUUUUAUAGUAUUUUAAAAAAGCAUAUAAAACCCGUUAUACAGAAGUUAAUGUUUUGUUUUGUCUGAAAUGGACCAAGUGGGUGGUACCUUCUAGUGUUCGAGUAAGCUCCGGCACGUGACGUGGAGAUGACCAAUCAGGUGCACCUCCAGGUUUAACUACGUUAAAUGUCAGAUUGCAAUAAACUAGAAGCUGUUGGUCUGGCCCGCGGAAAUGGGCGAGCAUAAUCUUCUUAAUCCUGGGUUUGUGGGACCUUUGGUAAACAUCCACACUGGAGACAGGUUUUACUUCCCGAAUUUUAGAGCCUCAGGGGGACAGCUGGCGGGGCUACCGUCUCUCUCGUACCCUAGAAGGGACAAUGUUUGCUCUCUCCCGUGGAAUCCAUCGGAGUCGUGCAAUGGAUAUCCUCAGUCUUACUUUAGCAGUCCCGUAUCCAUUAACCCCUCUUUUAAUCGAUCUUGUGAAAUAACCCGACUGGAGGAAAGCAAAUGUUAUUAUGGCAAUUCCAGCAACACCAGAGAGCCGUGUUCAGAGAGCAACAAUCUCAAACGAGAGGAGCGAGCGAGAGAUACAUCAGUAUCGUCUGAUCACGGGAUGCACAAUGGGAUGGGCAACAGUAGCACCUUCUCAAAGUAUGAUUAUGGCACCGAACAUCUGACCCAAGACCCGCCAUCCUGUCAGUCGUUGGAGUCCGACUCCAGUUCUUCAGUGCUAAACGAAGGAGGAAAGACUUCAGCAGGCGAUCCACAAACCCUGAUAUCGCAAGGAAACCACGCAAGCAAUAUCGCCAGUGGAGGAGGUGCCCCGUGGUACCCGAUGCACACCCGGACCCGCAAGAAGCGAAAGCCCUAUUCCAAACUGCAGUUGGCCGAGCUUGAAGGAGAGUUCAUGCUGAACGAGUUCAUUACCCGGCAGCGACGCAGGGAGCUGUCUGACAGGCUCAAUCUCAGCGACCAACAGGUUAAAAUUUGGUUCCAAAAUCGGCGGAUGAAGAAAAAGAGACUGUUACUAAGGGAGCAGGCGUUGUCCUUCUUCUAAGGAGGCACACAAUAUACAUUGCUCAAUGCUAGUCCAACAGCAGUAUUUAGUCAAUGGGAAUCUGCCAUUGGCCCAUUUUACUCUGAAAGUCUUGCCCCAUGACGCAUUCAGAAAACGCGAAUAAGAGUUGAAACAUUUAUGGGUACGCGACCAAAUGAUAGCUCCAAAAGUCUGCUUAUACUAUGUGGUCUAGUGUUUAUUUAAGAGGGUCUGUGCCCAGCAAUUGUGGGCAUGUACAUGGUAAUGUUUUAGUCUAAGUUUUGAAAGUAAAAAGCUGUCUAAGUCAUCUCUCACUUUAGUUACUUUGAGGAAUUAACUGCUAGUUAGAAAUUCAGACAAAUAUAAGCUGUGAGUUAGAAUUUCGGACAGUAAAAUGUUUUCUUAUCAGUCUUAAUGAUAUUGAAAUGAUCGCUAAAUAUUUAUUGUCGGAGUGUUAAAAGAUCUUUUAAUAUUAUAACACACUCGUGCCAUAAUCAGUGUUCUAAGCUUAAAAAAAUUGACUGAAACUCCAUAUGUUGUCUCAACGAGAAUCCUUAACUGUUCGUAAUAUCCCAACUAUGUUUUUUAUUUUGCCAGUUAUCGCUAGGAAAGAGCCUUUCAAACUCAGUCCUCAACAAUAAGACGCGUUAAGCCAUCAACGUCUUAUCUCCGUUCCGCAGUCAUCGCCACGUGUUCUAUGGCACGUUCACGGUCACGGGCACAAAGUUAGUGACCCAACUUAUAUCUUGGGCCCUUGAGAACCAAACUGCAAUUACAGAACAGCUUUUAUGAAUAGACUUUGAUCUAGCCUGUGAAAUGUCAUUCUGACAAAUGUGAGGAGAUUACCUACUUCAACAACUAGAUAUUGGCCAAAGUGUAAAUUAGUAGGCCUGCAGCUAAGCCGCACAAACGCGACUUCCUGCUAAUAAAAUAUGUAUUCUUGAUAUACCUAGUGAAAAACGUUAAACUCGUCCCCAUUAUAUUUGCAUUUUUAGCAGCAUAAAUUUCCCAUUAACGAUAGCUCGUCCCUUGAUCUGCGUUAUGUGGACAUAUUCGCUUAGGUCUAGUUAAUUAAUUCACAACAACAAUGCUUCUGGGAGAGAAAUGCAUGGUUAAGUAAUAUUAAGACGCGCAAUGAUAAAUUAAAACAAAAAGGAUUCAUCAAUUUAUAACUGUAAUGAAACUAGCAAUCAUACAGAACAGAAGAGAUCAGAUUUAUAUCCCAAUAAUCACGAGCCUGUUUUGCUAAUUAGCGGGAACCAUUGUGUUAUUAGAAACAUUAUUUACUCAGAUCAUGGAUUAUAUGCCAGUGAAAUAGUUCAUAUUUGCUGCAUGAUGAUAAUGACUGUAGUUAGAAGGUAAAAAAGC